UCUCUGGAGCAGUAUGCCAUUAGGGCCUUCGCCGAUGCUCUCGAGGUCAUCCCUAUGGCCCUGGCAGAGAACAGUGGGAUGAACCCCAUCCAGACCUUGACAGAGGUCCGAGCCAAGCAGGUCUCAGAGAACAAGCCCCACCUUGGCAUCGACUGCAUGCACGCUAACACCAACGACAUGAAGCAGCAACACGUGAUUGAGACACUGUUUGGCAAGAAGCAGCAGAUCUCGUUGGCCACUCAGGUGGUUAAGAUGAUCUUGAAGAUCGACGACAUCCGAAGCCCAGCUACAGACACCAGAAAGAGAGCAUUCUGAAGGGAAUGAAACAGAGUGAAAUAACGAACCGUCACCGGCUACAACAGCAACAGCUCCACACACGCACAAAGUUCAUCCCUCCCUGACAACCUGAACUGCUUUUUUGCCAUGUUUGACUGUGCUGACAACAGUGACAAAACGCAGGCACUGCAGGGACCCUUAACACCGGUGCUGACUCUGAGGCACCACGACGUGAGACGGACCCUGCAGCAGAUCAACCCCAACUAAGCCACCGGACCUGACAGAGUACCAGGGCGGGUUCUGAAGCACUGCGCAGGGUAGCUGACUGCGGUGCUCACCAACCUGUUUAACACCUCCCUGCAGCAGGCCUCCGUCCCCACAUGCCUCAAGGCAGCCACAAUCAUCCCUGUCCCAAAAUAAUCAGCCACCUGGACCCUCAAUGACUAUCGGCCAGUGGCACUGACACCGGUGGUGAUGCAGUGUUUCGAACGUCUGGUACUGGGACACUUGAAGAACAGCAUCCCCCCCUCCUUAGACCACCACCAAUUUGCCUAUAGGGCAAAAAGGUUGACCGAGGACGCAGUUUCACUAGCCCUCCACUCCACCAUGACACACCUUGACCAACGGGUCAGUUAUGUGCGGAUGCAACACCAUCCCCCCCCAUAAACUUGCCACCAAGCUGGACCACUUGGGCCUCAACACACACCUGAGCAGCUGGGUCCUGGAGUUUCUCACCGGCCGACCACAGACUGUGCGCAUGGGGAGACAGGUCUCCUCCAAAAUCACCCUGAACAUCGGUGCACCACAGGGUUGUGUGUUGAGCCCCUUCCUCUUCUCCCUCUACACUCUCGACUGCAAACCCAGCCACGAGGCCAACACCAUAUUAAAGUUUGCAGACGACACCAUCGUGGUAGGCAGGACCACGAGUAACAACGAGGCUGCCUACAGGACAGAGAUAGAGAACCUGCUGAGCUGGAACCGAGAGAACAACCUGAUCCUCAACACAGCAAAAACCAAGGAGAUGAUCCUGGACUUCAGGAGGAGACUGAAGCCCUUCGUCCAUCACCCCAUCACCAUCGACGGCGAGACAGUGGAGGGUGUGAAGUACCUCUGGGUCAGCAACGACCUGACUUGGACCGUCAACAUCACGGCGACGACCAAGAUAGGACUUCAAAGGCUUCACUUCCUGAGGUGCUUGAAGAUGGCACGUCUCCCAAAACAGCUGCUGGUGAGCUUCUACAGGUCAGCCAUCGAGUCAGUUCUCACAUACUGUAUCACAGUAUGGUACUCUGGCUGUACCGCAGACAACAGGAAAUCUCUCCAGUGCAUCAUCAAGACUGAUGAGGAUCACCGGCACCCAGCUCCCCGGACUGGAGGACAUCUUAUAUUAAUAAUAAUAAUAAUAAUAAAUCAGGCUUGUAUAGCGCAUUGCUAGGACCCAAUGCGCUUCACAACAAAAGAGAUAAAUAAAGUAAAAGGGCUCCAAAAAAAAAAAAAAACUCAUAUGAAGUCCUUGUAGGCGAUCUUAAAAUGUGAUAGUGGACUACCCCAGGAACCCUGCAGACCCGGGGGUAGUCCACAGUGGGCUCAAGGCAGCAGCCCACAUUGGACUCAGGGCAGCAGCCCUUGGGGUAGUCCACAGUGGGCUCAGGGCAGCAGCCUUAGGGGUAGUCCACAGAGGGCUCAGGGCAGCAGCCCUUGGGGUAGUCCACAGUGGGCUCAGGGCAGCAGCCCUUGGGGUAGUCCACAGUGGGCUCAGGGCAGCAGCCUUAGGGGUAGUCCACAGUGGGCUCAGGGCAGCAGCCUUAGGGGUAGUCCACAGUGGGCUCAGGGCAGCAGCCCUUGGGGUAGUCCACAGUGGGCUCAGGGCAGCAGCCCUUGGGGUAGUCCACAGUAGCUCAGGGCAGCAGCCCUUGGGGUAGUCCACAGUAGGCUCAGGGCAGCAGCCCUUGGGGUAGUCCACAGUGGGCUCAGGGCAGCAGCC
Gadus morhua (Atlantic cod) is the source of this 2260-nucleotide messenger RNA. RefSeq lists its product as uncharacterized. The transcript has 4 exons. The record is from RefSeq and is a predicted model, not a curated record. The coding region runs from base 911 to 1711 and encodes 266 amino acids. Gene Ontology annotation, molecular function: 2-oxoglutarate-dependent dioxygenase activity; methyltransferase activity. Lineage: Eukaryota; Metazoa; Chordata; Actinopteri; Gadiformes; Gadidae.